Molecule: messenger RNA, 8759 nt
Organism: Nothobranchius furzeri (turquoise killifish)
Lineage: Eukaryota; Metazoa; Chordata; Actinopteri; Cyprinodontiformes; Nothobranchiidae
Gene: dock11
Product: dedicator of cytokinesis 11
Biological process (GO): positive regulation of filopodium assembly; small GTPase-mediated signal transduction; positive regulation of GTPase activity
Molecular function (GO): guanyl-nucleotide exchange factor activity
Source: RefSeq, a predicted model, not a curated record
GAGAGUGAAGCAUCUCGCGAUGUUAGCGCUCUUUGGUCUCGUCUCGUCUCCACAUCGACACCAUCCGCAUCAGCAGCUGCUGCAGCUGCGGCCCCGCCUCGGCUCACAUCUGUCAGCCAGCACACCGAACCGCUGCUCGGGCCACCGGAGCGGCAUGCCCACACUCACAGCGGCUCCAGAGAAGUGGUUCUUAGUCGGAGGGGCGCCAUGUCGGAGGUUCGGAAAUUCACCAAGCGGUUGAGUAAACCAGGGACGGCGGCUGAAGUCCGGCAGAGCGUGUCGGAAGCGGUGAAGAGUACCGUGGAGCUUGUGGAGCAGCCUAGGAUCAUCGAGCCGCUGGACUAUGAGGCUGUGGUGUUUCAGAGAAAGGCCCAGAUCCACAGCGACCCCCACAGAGACCUGCUGCUCUGUCCCAUCGAUGACGUCUCGGAGUCCCAGAUCUCCAGGCAGAGGAGGACCGUUGUCCCCUCGGUGCCCCAGAAUGCCGAGCAGGAGGCCAGGAGUCUGUUUGCCAAGAAGUGCAUCAAGAUGUACGACACCGACUGGCACGUCAUCAGCUACAAGUACGAGGCUUACUCAGGCGAUUUCCGCAUGCUGCCAAGCAGAGGCCUGAAGCUGGACAAGCUUCCAGCUCAUGUGUUUGAGGUCGACGAGGACACCAAAGACGAGGACACAACGUCGCUGUGCUCCCAGAGGGGAGGCAUCCUGAAGCAGGGCUGGCUUCAGAAAGCCAACAUCAACAGCAGCCUGUCUGUCUCCAUGAGGGUGUUUAAAAGGCGCUACUUCUACCUGUCUCAGCUCCCCGACGGCUCCUACAUCCUCAACUCCUACAAGGACGAGAAGAACUGUAAAGAAACCAAAGGCUCCAUCUACCUGGACUCCUGUAUCGAUGUGGUUCAGAGUCCUAAGAUGCGGCGACAUGGCUUUGAGCUGAAGAUGCAGGACCGCUACAGCCACUUCCUGGCUGCUGACAGCGAGGCGGAGAUGGAGGACUGGGUGAUCACACUCAGACAGGCUCUGCAGAGCAGCGCGGACUCCGGACAGGACAAGAAGAACGGAGCAGAGAUGCUGGACUAUGCCGCAGAUGACAGCUCUUCCAGCCAAGGAAAAGACGAGAGCCUCCAGGAGAACUGUGGGAGGAACCUGCACACUGAACUCAUGAAGUAUGCCAGGGAGACCGACCAGCUGAGUAAGAUCAACAGAAAUGAAGGCAGACUGAAACUUUUCUGUCUGGAUCCUGAAACACAGAGGUUGGACUUCUCUGGCAUCGAGCCAGAUGUAAAACCAUUCGAGGAUCGAUUUGGUCGACGCAUCACGGUCAGCUGCCACAACCUCACCUUCUCUCUGCAAGGCUGUGUUAACGAGAAGGCCGACGGCAUCCUCACCAACCUGGAGCCGUUCUUCGUUAGCCUCGCCCUUUUUGACAUCUCCAAGAACUGUAAGAUCUCAGCUGACUUCCACGUGGACUUGAACCCACCGUGCGUCAGGGAGAUGCUGACCGACACCUCCGGCCAACUCUCUCCCAUGACUGACUCUGAUGGUGGAGGAGAGGUGAUGGUGAACGGAGACUCUGGGAAACGGAACGGCCUGCCUGUUCUUCAGAGGGUGUCUGAGGCUCUGCUGCGCUUCCCCACACAGGGCAUCUUCUCUGUGACCAACCCCCAUGCAGACAUCUUCCUAGUGGCCCGUGUGGAGAAGGUGCUGCAGAAUGGCAUCACCCACUGUGCUGAGCCAUACAUGAAAACCCCAGACACUAAGGCAGGUCAGAAGGUGCUUAAAGCUGCCAAGCAGACCUGCCAACGUCUGGGCCGAUACAGGAUGCCAUUCGCCUGGGCAGCUAAGCAGGUGUUCAAAGACGCUCAGGGCAGUCUGGACAUGGACGGGAAGUUUUCACCUCUCUAUCGUCAGGACAGCAGCAAAAUCUCCACCGAUGACCUCCUCAAGCUGCUGGUCGAAAUCAGGAAACCUGAGAAGAGCAAACUUCAGAUCAUCCCAGGACAACUAAACGUGACCAUUGAAUGUGUCCCACCUGAUUUUUCAAACACUGUGAACUCAUCUUACGUCCCCGUCAAACCCUUCGAAGACAGCUGUGAGCGAGUUUCUGUGGAGGUCGAGGAGUUCCUCCCUGAGGAAGCCAAGUACAACCACCCCUUCACUACGUACAAGAACCAGCUCUACAUCUACCCCUUACAGCUCAAAUAUGACAACCAGAAGACCUUCACCAAGGCUCGAAACAUUGCAGUCUGUGUGCAGUUUAGAGAUUCUGAUGAAGAUGGAGCAGCUCCUCUACAGUGCAUCUACGGCAAGCCGGGAGACUCACUCUUCACCAGCAGCGCCUACGCAGCUGUCCUCCACCACAACCAGAGCCCGGAGUUCUACGAGGAGGUUAAGAUCGAGCUGCCAGUCCACGUGCACGAGAAGCACCACAUUCUCUUCUCCUUCUACCACAUUAGCUGCGAGUCCAGCAGCAAGGCCAGCAGCAAGAAGAAGGAGGGAGUGGAAUGUCUGGUGGGCUACUCAUGGAUGCCUUUGCUCAAGGAUGGAAGGAUGCAGUCAUCAGAGCUGCAGCUACCUGUCGCUGCUGUGUUACCUACCGGGUAUCUUUGUCAGGAGAGCCGGAAGUCUCAACCAGACCUUAAGUGGGUAGAAAACGCCAAGCCGCUGUUCAGAGUGAGGAGCCACGUAGCAUCAACAAUCUAUCCUCAGGACCUCCAUCUGCAUAAGUUCUUCCAGCACUGCCAGCUGAUGGAGACGGCAUCAGAGGGAAACACGGCAGAACUCAUCAAAUACCUUAAAUGCCUGCACGCCAUGGAGACUCAUGUCAUCAUCACUUUCCUACCGACGGUGCUGAUGCAGCUGUUUGAGGUGCUCACGGCUGCCACCAAAGAUGCUCAUGAGAUUGCCGUUAACUCCCUACGUGUGAUCAUACAUAUAGUGUCCAAGUGUCACGAGGAAGGACUAGACCACUACCUACGCUCCUUUGUAAAGUACGUCUUUCUGACCAGUACCCCGUCUUCUGCUUCAGCGACCACCCACGAGGUGCUGGCCACCGCUAUAACAGCGAUUCUCAAGCAAACAGCAGAUUUCAAUACCAGCAACAAGCUGUUUAAGUAUUCCUGGUUCUUCUUUGAAACCAUGGCAAAGUCUAUGGCCCAGUUCCUGCAAGCGGAAAACCGCAUGAAGAUGCCGCGGCCUCAGCGUUUCCCGGACAGCUUCCACCAGGCGCUGCAGUCCCUGGUUCUGUCCAUCAUGCCUCACAUCACCAUCCGACACGGAGAAAUCCCGGAGGAAGCUCGGAGCGUCAACCUGGCCCUGGCAGGUUUCAUCAAGAGGUGUCUGACGUUCAUGAACAGAGGUUUUGCGUUCGGACUGAUCAACCACUACAUGAGCCACUUCAGUCUCAAAGACCCCAAGGUGUUGACAGAAAUAAAGUUUGAGUUCCUGAUGACGGUGUGUAACCACGAGCACUUCAUCCCUCUGAACCUGCCCAUGGCGUUUGGGCGCACCAAGCUGCAGCGAGUGCAAGAUAUAAUUCCGUACGCGACGGAGAUUUUUGGCCCUGUAGAACAGAAUCUGGAGUUCAGCCUGACGGAGGAGUACUGCCGUAACCACUUCCUGCUGGGCCUGCUGUUCAGAGAGGUGGCAGAGGCCUUGCAGCGGGGGUCUGAAGUCCGACAGCUGGCCGUGAGCGUUCUGAAGAACCUGCUCAUUAAACACGCCAUAGAUGAUCGCUACACAGCGUUCAAGAACCAGCAGGCCAGGAUCUGCAUGCUGUACCUGCCUCUUUACGAGCUGCUCUACCAGAACCUGAAGCAGCUGUCGGCCCAGCCACAGACCUUCAGUCCAGCGCUCGGCCUCAACGGCUCCAGAGAUGACCUGAUAUCGACCAGUACCACAGACAACAGAAGAACCAGCACCGCAAUGGACAAAGAUCAUGGUCUUCCAGCUCAGAACGGCCACAUUGUGAGACGAGAGGACUCCAGAAGCUCUCUGUUUAUGGACUCGGGAGCUCCAGACAGCAUGGAGCUGCAGAGACGCGCCUCCACCAUGAGCAGCAGCCCCAAGCCUCCUGUCAGCAGACUGGGACAGUAUGAGAUCAAGGACCUCCUGUUCUGCUUCCUGCACAUAGUCAAGACCCUGUCAGAAGAGACUCUGAUGGCCUACUGGAAUAAAAUCAGCCCGCAGGACAUAAUGAAUUUCCUCAGUCUGCUUGAGAUCUGUGUGGUCCAGUUUCGUUACAGCGGAAAGAGGAACAUCAGCAGGAGCCAGGAGGUGUUUGUGUCCAAGCUCUUCACCUCAGACAGGAAGUCUCUGACCAUGCCAGCGAUCCGCUCACACCGCAGCAGCCUCCUGCAAACCAAGAUGCACCAGUUCAACACCAUGGAGCCCUCGUUCACACUCAACACUGGAAUGGGACCCUCGGAGGCAGAAAUUCACCAUCAGUCUCUGCUGGAAGGCAACAUCUCUACUGAGGUGUGCCUGAGCGUCCUGGACGUCCUGUCUCUCUUCACUCAGUGUUUUAAGACCCAGCUGCUGGACAGCGACGGUCACAACCCCCUGAUGAGGAAGGUGUUUGACGUUUACCUCACCUUCCUUAAAGUCGGCCAGUCAGAAGCUGCGAUCAGACACGUGUUCACCGCGCUCCGGGCUUUCAUCAGCAAGUUCCCAUCGGUGCUCUUUAAGGGCCGCGUGACGCUGUGCGAGGACCUUUGCUGUGAGGUGCUGAAAUGUUGCGUCUCCAAGUUGAGCCACCUGAGAGCCGAGGCGUCCUCGCUGCUCUACCUGCUGAUGAGGAACAACUAUGAGUUCUCCAAGAGGAAGACCUUCCUCCGCACACACCUGCAGAUCAUCAUCGCAGUGAGCCAGCUGAUCUCCGACGUGGCGCUGACGGGAAGUUCCCGCUUCCAGGAGUCUCUGUCCAUCAUCAACAACUUUGCAAACAGCGACAAGGCUAUGAAGUCCACGGCGUUCCCCUCGGAGGUGAAAGGCCUCACCAAACGGAUCCGUACGGUGCUGAUGGCCACCGCCCAGAUGAAGGAGCACGAGAAAGACCCAGAGAUGCUGCUGGACCUGCAGUACAGCCUGGCCCGCUCCUACGCCAGCACACCUGAGCUCCGACGGACCUGGCUGGACAGCAUGGCCAGGGCUCACCUGAAGAAUGGAGACCUGUCUGAGGCUGCCAUGUGUUAUGUUCAUGUGGGUGCGCUGGUUACAGAGUACCUGCACAGGAAAAAGUUGUUUCCCAGCGGCCUCAUGGCGUUUAAGAAGGUCACCUUUAACAUCGAAGAGGAAGCAGCUAUGAAGGAAGACACUGGAAUACAGGAUGUCUAUUACACUGAGGAGGUCCUGUUGGAGCACCUGGAGGUCUGUGUUGAAGCUUUGUGGAAAGCUGAACGCUACGAACUCAUCACCCACAUCGCCAAGCUCAUCAUCCCCAUCUACGAGAAGCGUAACGAGUACGAGAAACUCAGCCGACUGUACGACACGCUGCACCGCGCCUACAUCAAAAUCAUGGAGGUGAUCCAGUCUGGCCGCAGGCUGCUCGGGACCUACUUCAGGGUUGGUUUUUAUGGACAGGCCUUCUUCGAAGAAGAGGAUGGGAGGGAGUACAUUUACAAAGAGCCCAAACUCACCGGCCUGUCGGAGAUCUCCCAGCGGCUGCUGACGCUCUACGGGGAGAAGUUUGGCCAAGAAAACGUCCGGAUCAUCCAGGACUCCAACAAGGUGAACCCCAAAGAGCUGGACUCCAGGUUAGCUCACAUCCAGGUGACCUUCGUAAAGCCAUACUUCGAUGAGAAGGAGGCGCCGGAGAAGAAGACGGAUUUUGAGAAAUGUCACAACAUCAGCCGUUUCGUGUUUGAGACGCCAUACACGAUGUCGGGCAAAAAGCACGGUGGCGUGGAGGAGCAGUGCAAGAGGAGGACCGUCCUCACAACUGCCCACACCUUCCCUUAUGUGAAGAAGCGCAUCGAGGUGGUGGGGGAGAAGCAGGCGGAGCUGAAGCCCGUGGACGUGGCCAUCGACGAGAUGAAGGCUCGGACGGCGGAGCUCGCGAAGCUGUGCUCCAGCCAGGAGGUGGACAUGAUCCAGCUGCAGCUCAAACUGCAGGGCUGUGUCUCUGUCCAGGUGAACGCGGGCCCCAUGGCGUACGCCAGAGCAUUCCUGGAUGACAGCAAACCAAACCCAUCAGGCAGCAAGAAAGCCAAAGAACUCAAAGACAUCUUCAGGCGUUUCGUGGAGGCUUGCAGCAUGGCCCUGGACAUCAACGAGAGGCUCAUUAAGGAGGACCAGCUGGAGUACCAUGAAGGUCUGAAGUCCAACUUCAAAGAGAUGGUGAAGGAGCUGUCAGACAUCAUCCAUGAGCAGCUUUAAGGAGCAACAGAUCUACCAGGAGGACAUGAUGCGUUCGCUGCUGCAGAACUCCCUUCAUGUGUUUCGUGCCAUCAGUGGGACGUCCUCCGACCUGGGCUGACCUAUUCACACACACACACACACACACACACACACACACCACCCCCUCCAACCUCCUUCCAUCGUGUUUAUCCUAUUGCUGUUCCCUUCAGGAUGUAAAGUGGGUGAUAGGAGGGCAGCUACCUGCCUGCUCUUGCUAGAACUCCUCCACCCCAUUCCUGGUGAAGAUCUGUCUAUCUGCAUCUCUCCUGAAUGUUCAGUGGAGUUUUGGGCCGGCGUCGAGGCAAAGUACACAACGAGAGCAAUCAGUAUUUAUCAGAAUGUAUUUCAGCAGCUCAGACCGAAUGUGUGCAUGUGAGUUAACGCCGAGUAAAACCAGGUAGUGAUGCACUUUUUUCUGACCUGGUAACAAAAAAGAGUUUCGUCUGUAUUGGAGCAACGCCCCCCUUGAGAUCUAUGCAGCACCCCGGUGUCACUCCUACAUCUGUUCCUCUGCUCCUUCCCCUGAGUGAUACACCACGGUCUUGCCUCUGUUGAUUUUUGCUCACAGACGAGUCACUCGUGCUAAGCUAACAAACAUGCUGUGACUAGGUUUACCAACUCAACCGGUUCUGUUGCGACACGCCCUAAAACCGAAAGCAUUCAGAUGUACUAGUAUGCAAAUUCUUGUAUUUGUAGGCCCUUGGUGCAUUCCAGAGACUUAAACAACAGACGGGUCUCAACAACAGAGGCUGACCCCAAAAUUAUACCUUAAAGAUGGUGAUUGUUAAAAUAAUGUCAAACCAGGGGAAACGGGGCUUUAGUCAAAGUUUUACAGGAAUAUUUCAACCGUUUGAACCGUGUGUUUGUGUGGAAGUUACAAACGUUGUGGGCUUUGUGAGAGGUCUCCAUUUACAUCUUGCAAGAGUGGUGGGCUAACGGCUAGUUUGCGUGUAGCCUUGUGAAAAUGGCUCCAGCGCUUUCAUAAAACCUCGUUUAUGAAGUUUCCUUUAAAAGGACCAUUCAGAGGUGUUUAAGCGGGUUCUGCAGCCGUCGUAACGGGACCAGUUAGCUGCCAAGUGUCCGAAAACUACUCCAGCAGUUGGUGCUCAUCUUCUAUUGUAACCUUAAGAUGGUCAUGAAGUAGAAAUGCACCCCAGAAAUCAGCUGAUCAUCAGAGUAGUCCGGUAUUCAGCAUGAUCGGUUUAAUUAGUGAUUGGCCUGUCAUCCGUAUCUGAGAGUUUCCAGUCAAAACUCGCCUCUCACUAUGAAUUCACAUCAGAGCACUCAUUCCACAAUAACGGGUGUUUUUGCUCCCUGAAAGAUCACUUUUUAGUAAAUAUUAUUGUUUUCUAUUAAUAUUUUGCUCCUGAGAUGAGUCAAAAUUAGCCUAACGUGUUAACAGAAGGUCAGAGUUGUACGAGAACAGGAAAUCAAUAUUUGCCCAAUCGUUUGUCUGGAUGUUCAGAACUCUGCUGGGAUAACCGUAGUUUUUACAGCAAAUGACCACAGAAGUCUCUCUAAAUAACCGUAUAAUGUGAAAUCUACUGUGUCAGGGCUCAGAAACAUAAUAGUAACAGGGUUGGGAUUAAGUGUUAGAAAGUGGCAGAAACAAAACACGACUAGCUGUUAGCUCAUCAAUCAGUCUGUCCAAGUUUUUCUGUUUCGCCAAGUCGAGACCGUACAAAGAGCUAUCUCGAACGGGUAAGACGGUGAUUGUUAAUAACCUUUCCACGAAAACCCACUUCAAAGGUUUUGAACUAUUCUUGUAAUAAAUUGCUGAUGACCCUCGAUGGACAGGGAGUGCUGACACGGUGGGUAAUACCUGUAUGAAUUUAUACACAAGCUGUUUUAAAACGAUGAGAUUGCAGCUAUUUUCUGAUGGCAGCAACACUCUUUGAUUUAGGCUAAUUCAGGCAAGAUGGUGAUUAUUUAUAAUUUGUUAACAGGAACACGUAAAAAGCCGGAAGUCCCUUUAAAAGACUCUGAUGUCUAGCCUCAUCAGCAGCGGUCUGGUGAGCUGGAUCAGGUCCUGUGCCUUUGUUCUCUGCCUUCAUAAACACACUUCCUCCGUCUCUAGUAAUGAAAUCAAUUGCAGGCUGAUGAGUAAAAAUAUUUCACAAGUGCUACACUGAGAUGAGCUGAUAAUAAUUCGUAUUUAAGCAGGUGUAUAUAAUCUGUUGACAUGAUGUAAAUGCUCCUGUGGAUCUGUGUAUGUUUGUAUGAUAUUUUGUAGCUCAGUCCAAAUGUCUUAGCAGGAAAAUGUUUUUUUAAAUUGCCCUUCUCGUUUAAUUACAUUGAUGAUACGGUGCGGCUGCUUGUCAAACUUACUUUUUAAUGUUUGUUUUUCAAUAAAAGCUAAAAACCAA